AGCCGGACUCCUGUGGUUGAGGGCACUUCCGCCUCCUCGCCGGACUGAUGUCGGAAAAAGAAGGAACAUCUUAGGUGCCUCAUUCCCGUGUUGAUAUAUACCUGCUUUUCAGACAUCCGUGAAUAACAUAUUUUCCUUGAGCUCAAGGAUGGAGAAGGAUGAGCCCUGGCCCCCCUAUAUUAAAGAGGAAGAGGAGGAGCCCCUACAAAUAAAGGUGGAAGAGGAGGAGCUAAAGUACCCCCACAUUAAAGGGGAGGAGGAGGAGCCACAUACCUCUUACACGAAGGAAGAAAAAGGAUCCCAGCUCCCCCUCACACUACAGAGAAAGAUGAGUCAUAUUAAAGAAGAAGAGGAGGAACAGAGCAUCAGUCAGGAGGGAGAGCAUGUUGAAGGACUGCUGGAGGAUGAUGUCAUCAAGAUGUCAUUGACCGCUGUGAUUGUGAAGAGUGAAGAAGAGGUCAAAAGUGAAAGUGAAAGUGAGGAGGAGCCUCCAAGCGGCAGCUCAACACAACACAUGACAACAGAAGCUGAUAGAGACUACUGUGGAGGAUCACAAGCAGACAUGCUCUUCGCUCCACUCUCUGAAGGUGAUGCAACAUGUCUCACGGACAACACCCUCUUCACGUGCUCUCACUGUGACAAACCUUUUAAACACCAGUGUCGUCUGAAAGUACACAUGAGAACGCACACUGGAGAAAAACAGUUUUCCUGUUCAAUCUGCAGUAAGGAUUUUACCCAAAAACACCAUUUGAAAACGCACAUUAGAAUACACACUGGGGAAAAACCUUUCUGCUGCUCAGAAUGCGGUAAAGGUUUUGCACAUAAUAGUGUGCUGAAAAUACACAUGAGAAUACACACUAGAGAAAAACCUUUUCCCUGUUUAAUCUGCGGUAAGUAUUUUACUCAAAGGCAACAUGUGAAAACACACAUGAGAACACACACUGGAGAAAAACCCUUUUCCUGCUCAGAAUGCGGCAAAGAUUUCACACGAUCUAGCGAUUUGAAAAUACACAUGACAACACACACUGGGAAAAAACCUUUUUCAUGCUCAGAAUGUGUUAAAAGUUUUACACGAACUAGCGAUUUGAACGUACACAUGAGAAUUCACACGGGGGAAAAACCUUUUUCUUGUUCCAUCUGUAGUAAAGGUUUUACACGAACGAGCGAUUUGAAAAUACACAUGAGAACACACACUGGGAAAAAACCUUUUUCCUGCUCACUAUGUGUUAAAAGUUUUACACGAACCCACGAUUUGAAAGUACACAUGAGAAUUCACUCUGGAGAAAAACCCUUUUCUUGUUCCAUCUGUGGUAAAGGUUUUACACGAAGUCGCGAUUUGACAGUACACAAGAGUAGACACACCGGUGAAAAAACAUAUCCCUGUAUAAACUGCAACAAAAGCUUUUGUAAAAAGAAAAACCUUGAAAGACACACGAGAGUUGCAAUGUGUGUGAUGAAUGAAUCUCUUAUAAGUGCCAGUCAGUACAUGCCCAUCACUAAAGUAGUCCCAUUUCACAAAUAGUUCAAUCCAAUCCACUUUUUUUAUAUAGCACAUUUAAACAACAAAAAUGUUUCCAAAGUGCUGCACAAAAACAUUAAAAACUAGAUUCAAAUACUAUCUUUAGCUCCACCAGUGACUGAAUGAAAACAAGUAAUAAAUAUAAAAACAAUAUAAAAAUAUAUAUGAUUAAAAACGAUUUUAAAGGGUAAAACCAAUUCAAACAAUAAAUAGAAAUAAUAGUUCGGCUCUAAAUAAGCAAUCUACAACCUUAACACCUUAAUCCGAUCACGUCCGGUUUUUGAAAAGUCGGAUUAACACACCUGGAUUCUACGAUUGGAAACCAGAUCUCUCCAGGGUGGUGCGUGCCGGAAGGGACCCUUUGUAUCUCAACACGCAGGAUAUAACCCGGAAGCAGGUACCAUUCAAUAAUAACGUAGGCAACAAUUGCAACGAAGAGGAGACAAAUGAAAAGAACAGAACAUUUUCAAGCGCAUCGAUGGUAGGAAAAAGGAAACAGAUUUAUUGAAUAAGGUAGCUAAGAAAAUUGAGAAUUCCUGUUUAAUUUGGACAUCCGAACAAAAUUCAAACAAGAUGGAAGAGAAUGAAGCAGAUAUAUUUAUUAUAAGGCAAAUAAUAAAGUACCCGUGCAUUUGUGCACGCCAACUGAUGAACAAUAACUGUAUUCCACACAACUGGCAAGAUAUUCCAGAACAGCGGUGUCAAACGUACAGCCCGUGGGCCGAAUCAGGCCCACGGGCGAAAUGAGUUUGUUAAGUACAAAAAUAAGCAGUAGUUUUUUUAAUGAAGAAAAUUGCUGUUCGAAAUGUGUCCACUUGAUGACGCAAUAGCAAUUAUUUGUAUCCGCUGCCACGAGAGCGUGCAUUACGCUACGUGCUUCCGCUGCUUAUAAGUGAUAGUGUACAAAAUGUGGAUAUUUACUUUCAUGCCAUAUUGUCAACGAUGUUGUUGGUAAUAUAACCUGUGACAUUUAUACCCAAAUAAAUGCGUUUAAUAAUCUGUACAUUUCGUGUUGGAUUUAUGACUGCAUGGGGACUAACUUCAUGUGUGAUGAAUGAAAUGAGUCUAAAUUCACAAGUUUAGUUGACGAUGAUGCUAUCUAUAUACCGUAUUUUUCGGACUAUAAGUCAGUUUUUUUCAUAGUUUGGCCGGGGGUGCGACUUAUACUCAGGAGCGACUUAUGUGUGAAAUGAUUAACACAUUAGCGUAAAAUAUCAAAUAAUAUAAUUUAGCUCAUUCACGUAAGAGACUAGACGUAUAAGAUUUCAUGGGAUUUAGCGAUUAGGAGUGACAGAUUGUUUGGUAAACGUAUAGCAUGUUCUAUAUGUUAUAGUUAUUUGAAUGACUCUUACCAUAAUAUGUUACGUUAACAUACCAGUUGGUUAUUUAUGCCUCAUAUAACGUACACUUAUUCAGCCUGUUCACUGUUCUUUAUUUAUUUUAAAUUGCCUUUCAAAUGUCUAUUCUUGGUGUUGGGUUUUAUCACAUACAUUUCCCCCAAAAAUGCGACUUAUACUCCGGAGUCUAUCACUUUUAUACUUAUUCAUAAGAGUGAUUCAAAAUAUAGGUUUUUGAAAUAAUGACGUGUUGCAUAAUUUAAUUUCUAAUUUUAAUGAUUGCAGAGAAGAACUCAUAUAUGAUGUACAUACUUAUUUUACAUUUGUACAUCCCUUUGCUUUUGAGUACACAUAAAAUCCCUCUUAGUUCAUAUUAACUGGUUCACAUGUGAAACAUCUUCUGGAAGCAUAACAUUGUUUACUUUAUAUAUAAUUUGAGCAGUUGUGUUUCAUACAAGAUUGUUUACUUUUAAAAUGUGUGACUUUAUGAAUCAUUGUUCGAAUAAUAUCAUCUAUUACUCUCUUUCGUAAUAUGAAUACUGUUUUGUGAUUGAUUCAUGUGUUUGUCCUCAGACCUUUAUGU
Molecule: messenger RNA, 3439 nt
Organism: Nerophis lumbriciformis (worm pipefish)
Lineage: Eukaryota; Metazoa; Chordata; Actinopteri; Syngnathiformes; Syngnathidae
Biological process (GO): regulation of transcription by RNA polymerase II
Molecular function (GO): DNA-binding transcription factor activity, RNA polymerase II-specific; RNA polymerase II cis-regulatory region sequence-specific DNA binding
Source: RefSeq, a predicted model, not a curated record